This is a messenger RNA of Bactrocera oleae (olive fruit fly), 3938 nucleotides long. RefSeq lists its product as uncharacterized. Gene Ontology annotation, biological process: proteolysis. Lineage: Eukaryota; Metazoa; Arthropoda; Insecta; Diptera; Tephritidae. The record is from RefSeq and is a predicted model, not a curated record. Gene Ontology annotation, molecular function: serine-type endopeptidase activity.
AAAAAUAUAAACAAAAAAUGUAUACGAAAUGCUCCACUGUGCUCUGGCAAUAUAUACAUACGUAUUACAAACAAUAGACACGGCGAUAUUAUUAGCAGCAAAAGUUUGCCAGAAACAAACAAUAGUAAUGCUGGCAGCCACUUUAGCUUAACGAGUGCGUUCACGUCAACGCAGCGCGCAAGCCAAUGCUUUAACGUCAGAAGCGCAUGCGCAACUGACGUGUGCACAUGCGCACAAAAGACAAACCGAAAAGCAGGGCAACAACAACCAUUACAAUACAAGACAGCAACACGGUAGACAACGGCAACGACAGCGACAAAACACAAAAUAUUUUUACAGCACAAUUCAGUUGGUGAUGUGCAACAAGCGGCAACAGAAGGUGUUCGAGACGCGCGCUACAGUUUCAAACGACAAUCCGAGUGUGAGGACAUUAACAAUGUAAAAUAAAUUCAAGUCAAAAACGUAUUAUAGUCUAAUAAGAUUUACUUUUAAAUGUAUGUAUAUAAAUGCGUUUCAAAGAAUAUUGAAGCUGUGAUGUGUCUGUGUUUUGAAAUUUCGGCGUGAAAAUCGUUUGGAUUUUGAGUUUAAAAAAAAAAAAGGAUUGCGAGAUUGAAACACGCACAUAUUUGUAUAUAUAAAUGUUAUACGUAUAUAUGUACUACUACAUACACUCGCGAAAUAUAACGUGAAAUAUUGAAAGCGAGUGGUGGCAAAGAAGUUGUGAUAAAUUACAGUAGAAAUUAUAAUAAUAACGCACAUUUUUGUUGUUUUAGCAAAAGUUUAUUGCAAAACGAAAGUGAAACUACUAAUAUUUGCAGCAAUUUGAAGGGUGUCUUGAUCUGUUUUAGUUGUUAAAAAAAGUAACAACAACAAGAAUAACUAAAUGUGAUGCUGUAAUGGGUUUAAAUAAAUAAUUAUUUAACUAAUACCAGCAAUAACUAAAUAAUAAAUUACUCCGCAGAAAAUAUAAAAAAUAACAACACUAUUGUGGCGAGUUAAUCCACCAAGUUAAUCACUGGUCAAAUAGAUAAAUUUACAAGACACUCAAACGAUCAACCAGCAAGUGCAUACAAUCAUAAAUUACUACAACAGCAAUACAAGCGUAGUUAAAUUUAGCUGCGAAUCACUUUCAUUUUCGUUGCCAGCAAAACGUUUCGUAUGCGUCACAUGAAGGCCAUGAAGCGCUCUUUCGUCGGUUCGGUAGUUGCCAAGUGCCAGGCAUUCAUGGCCAAUUAACAAGCCAACUGACAAGCCGAGCAAACAGCCAGUGCCAGCAAUUGCAACAUUUAUGUGUUGCUUACUAUUUGGCCGGUUUCGAAACUGACGUAGUUUGGAAGUACCAAGCAACAAUCGCCAGCAGCCAGUUGCAGGAUUACCGAAACGCAAAAGUGCAAAAAUCUCACAACACUUCCGGCACUAUAAAUUUUUAUCAAUCUCGUUAGCGGCUAUUUAGAGGCAUAAAGUAAAAAGCUCAGCAAAAACAAAAAAGUAACAAAAAAAAAACAUUAUUAGCUAUUUUCGAAAAACAGACGACAGUAAAUUGGACAAAACGGCGCCGAAACGCUGAUCAUAUUCGACAAAAUGCGUUUCGCCACAACCUAUCUGCUACUAUGUGGUGCGCUUUCUGCUACCUUUCUCGCCCAACAAUUAUGCCAUGCGGCCAAGGCCGAUUCAGAUGAUGACUAUGAGCCGCGUCACUUGACCAACGAUCAAUCGUCUUUUUUUCAGUCGCAAUCGGACUCACCAUUCUCACAAGACUACGCGAAGGAUGAUGGUACAGUUAGACGGAAGGGACGUGUGGAUACUAACAGAGUGAAGCAAUCGAAUCGCUUACAAAUUAACUCCGAAUCAAGGUAUUCUGAUUCUGAUUCUUCUGAUUCGGAGUCGGAGAGUCGAGAUGCUGGUUCGGAGUAUGAUGAGGAUGAGGAUGGAGAGGAGUAUUAUGAGGAUAGUGAUGAAGAAAGCAGCACAGAUAGCAGUAGUGGUGAAACCCUGCCUCGUUUGUUGUCGCAAUCGGCUUUUAAUCGCAUUUCUGAAACUUUGGGCGCACUCAAUACAAUGGGUCAUUUGCUGGUUGACAUUACACGAGGUGGCCAUGAACCAAAACAAGAAAUACAUGAAGAGUCAGUAGUGAAUGACGCCAGUGCUGGUGUAAUUGGCUCUUCUACUCUAAACACAUUUAGUACUGCGAGUACUGCAACUGUUAUUACGACCACAGCAACUCCAUCUAGGAAAUUCAGUGAUAUCAAACCGACUGCGAAAAUUAUCGCACCGCAACCACAUGAGAGCAAUCUAAUAACAGAACAGAAAGUUACGGAAUUGUUGACUGCAGACAAACGUGUCGGAGAAACAGGUACACCAGCCAAACCGAUGUUUGUGGAGACUAAAGAAAUCAAGAAAAAGAAAAAGAAGAAGAAGAACCGCAAUAAGGUAAAGAAGCCGGCAGCCGAUUCAGCGCUUAGUGGCACCAACGGUCAACUACAGCAGCUAAACAAAGUGUCAACAACGCUAAGACCGACCUCGACGACAAUGCCAACGGUUACCCAAUCAAUAGACCGCGCAGAUCAGGGGGCCGCAACAACGGAAGAUAUUUCUGCUAAAGAUGCAGAGAACUUUUGUAAAACACCUGGUGGACGACCCGGGCGUUGUGAAGAUUUAAGCAGCUGCCCUGCUUUAUUAUUGAACUUGAGUAGUCUACGCGAGUCGCUCUGCUUUAAGAGCCUAUUCGUACCGGGUGUGUGUUGUCCUUUAACGGAGUCUUCAGUUGUGCUUACGACGCAACGACCACUCAAACUGACAACAAAAGCGCCUCUUACGGCACUCGCAACGAAACGACCAACAACACAAAGACCAGCUUCCUCGCCAAGUUUGGUUUUAAUACCGCAGCUGAAACCAUCUACUACAACAACAACUACAACGCAAAGUCCACUAGGUAAUGAACUGGAACUUAUCGGCAAUAACAAUAUUGUGGACCCUGAAGAGUGUGGACAGCAGGAAUAUUCAUCUGGCCGUAUUGUGGGUGGUGUUGAAGCGCCAAAUGGCCAAUGGCCAUGGAUGGCAGCUAUCUUUUUGCAUGGACCCAAACGUACCGAGUUCUGGUGUGGUGGUUCGCUCAUUGGUACUAAAUACAUUUUAACCGCUGCUCAUUGUACGCGAGACUCGCGUCAGAAACCUUUCGCCGCGCGACAAUUCACUGUCCGACUAGGCGAUAUUGACUUGUCUACCGAUGCUGAGCCCUCGGCGCCAGUCACAUUUACUGUGAAGGAAGUACGUGCGCAUGAACGUUUCUCACGCAUCGGCUUCUAUAACGACAUCGCUAUUUUGGUGCUGGACAAGCCAGUGCGUAAAUCCAAAUACGUUAUACCGGUUUGUUUACCGCGCGCCGGACGUGCGCCACCCAAAGAGCGUCUGCCGGGUCGUCGUGCGACGGUAGUUGGUUGGGGCACCACAUACUAUGGCGGCAAGGAAUCGACCACGCAACGCCAAGCUGAAUUGCCUAUUUGGCGUAACGAAGACUGUGAUCGUUCGUACUUCCAACCAAUAAAUGAGAAUUUCGUCUGCGCCGGCUACUCGGAUGGUGGCGUAGAUGCAUGUCAGGGCGACUCUGGUGGUCCACUUAUGAUGCGUUUUGAGUCGCGUUGGGUGCAACUCGGCGUUGUGUCGUUCGGCAAUAAAUGCGGCGAACCUGGAUAUCCUGGCGUUUAUACAAGGGUGUCGCAAUACUUGGAUUGGAUUCGUGAUCACACGCGUGACUAGGCGCUAGAAACAAUGUAUUGUUAUCGAACAUGUUUUUUAGUUGUAAAUGUUUUUUAAACUAAUUUAAAUAAGGUUACGAAUCACUAGUCUACAUAAUUUUUUAUGUGCAUCGCGUAUUUACAUAGUUUCGAUAUUUAUUAACCUUCCGAAAAAAACUUCAUAUUAGUUUGUAUAAAAUGCAU